Rubroshorea leprosula is the source of this 1549-nucleotide messenger RNA. NCBI's taxonomy places the organism in Eukaryota, Viridiplantae, Streptophyta, Magnoliopsida, Malvales, Dipterocarpaceae. The record is from the annotation of a GenBank genome assembly.
GUUAGAAAAAUCCUACAUAAAUGAAGAGAUAGGCCUUUGAUAUUGGAAGUUGUUUCCUUCUCUAAUGAUUCUUGUUUUGCAGUCCUAUUAGGGGACUUGCAUACAUGCAACGAACACCUUAUAAUGGGGAUUGACUACUGACCAUAUAUUACGGAUGGGGUUGUGGACGCAGCUGAGGGACCUAGAGAUGGAAAAGCUGGAUGCAAGGACAGUUGUGGCAGUUAUUUUGGGAGGAGGUGCCGGCACUCGUCUCUUUCCUCUCACCAAGCAACGGGCCAAACCAGCAGUAAGUGUCAUUGCAGGAGAAAUGGAGAUCUGAACCUUGAACCUCAUGAUUCUUCAGGUAUUGUGCUUAGGACAAUGUUUCAUGCUUUGUAGGUGCCAAUUGGAGGAGCUUACAGGCUGAUUGAUGUGCCAAUGAGCAACUGCAUUAACAGUGGUAUCAACAAGGUUUACAUUCUCACUCAGUUUAACUCGGCAUCCCUCAAUAGGCAUCUCUCUCGUGCUUACAACUUCGGCAAUGGACUCAGCUUUGGAGAUGGCUACAUGGAGGUGCGUUUCUGAACUGGUAAAAAUGUCCAGAUCUGUGUCUUAGCAGCAUGUAAAAUGGAAGACUUUUCUGUUUGAAAUUAGGUCUUAGCAGCCACUCAAACUCCAGGACAGGCUGGUAAAAGUUGGUUCCAGGGUACUGCAGAUGCUGUGCGACAAUUCCAUUGGCUUUUUGAGGUAAUCGAAAUGACCACAGUUUCUUGAACCCCUGAAUCUUGAAACCCAAACAUAACCAAAAGCAUAUUAUAUAUUCCUGCACUGCUGCAGGAUGCAAGAAGCAAGGACAUAGAGGAUAUACUGAUUUUAUCCGGGGAUCACUUGUACAGAAUGGAUUACAUGGACUUUGUUCAGGUAUGGUCACUGAAUUUGCUUAUACAUUCACUGUUACCAAGUCUCAGAUUGUCAGAUCUCAGUAUUUCUUUCUUCAUUCACAGAAUCAUCGGCAGAGUGGCGCAGACAUCACAAUUUCUUGUCUGCCAAUUGAUGACAGGUAGAUGAUCAUUUUGAUCAUUAUCAAGAAAAAAAGUGGCCCUCAUCUUUUAUAUAUCUCUACUAAAUGAUGGUUCAUUACCUUUGCUGCUGUUUUUUCUGAUAGCCGUGCCUCAGAUUUUGGUCUCAUGAAGAUAGACAACAAAGGAAGGGUUCUGUCAUUCAGUGAAAAGCCGAAAGGACAGGACCUGAAAGCAAUGGUAAUACCCUUUAAAUCCCUGACGGACAUUGCUUUCAAAAUGGUUUAGGAAUUUUUGAUUGUGCUGCUGAAACCAAUGCAUGCUGCUUUAGGCAGUAGAUACAACUGUACUGGGACUCUCAAAGGAUGAGGCUGAUAAGAAACCGUACAUUGCUUCAAUGGGAGUGUAUGUCUUCAAGAAGGAAAUACUUUUGAACCUUCUGAGGUACAAAACACUUGAAGUUACUAAAUAUCAAACAAUGUACUUCACAGUCAUAGAGAUCAGGUUUUUUCUAAAAGAAAUUGAACAAAGAAUAAAACUGUCUUAAUUAA